Messenger RNA from Gadus chalcogrammus (walleye pollock), 2102 nucleotides. It is a transcript of the gene nfatc2ip, whose product is annotated as nuclear factor of activated T cells 2 interacting protein. NCBI's taxonomy places the organism in Eukaryota, Metazoa, Chordata, Actinopteri, Gadiformes, Gadidae. The transcript has 9 exons. Gene Ontology annotation, biological process: positive regulation of transcription by RNA polymerase II; cytokine production. The record is from RefSeq and is a predicted model, not a curated record. Bases 514 to 1572 code for a protein of 352 amino acids.
CCCAUCAUUUAUCUUUUGCGCGCUUGAAACCAAUCUGGCAAUCACAGCUCAGGUGCCAGUCGAUUGGCCUUUCAAAUCUGUAAGCGUCUCCCUCCGUGAGCCUCCUACUCCACAAUGAACCAAUCACGGACUUGGUUCUUGGCUCAAGUUUAACCAAUCAGGACCAAGGUUAUAUAGCAGAGCGGAAAAACAAAAUAAUGAAAGAUGUUGCCGAUGAAUUCUUAGUUUAUUUUGUUUGUUGAAUUUAUUUAUGUUCGUUUGGUCCAGAGAUAUUUAAAUUUAGACUAUUAAUAAGGCUCCUGAAAUUAUUAUUAUUAUUACCAUCCCUGAGUUAAAGGAGCGAAUAUUCAGAUAUUAUUUGAGAUAUCGGUUGAUGUGUUGAUGAUGUAGUAGAGUACCCCAUGCAUCUGAUUUCAACACAGUAAGUUCAACUAGUUAAUUUGAAUUGCAUAACAAUAUUAUGGAUUAACAACCGUUUAUGAAACGAGGGAAAGUGAUAAAGUCUGUUUUGAGAUGUCGGACAGUGACAGUGACCGGGUCACUCCCGUGAAACCCCGACCCAAACGCCGCCGCAUCAUCUUCGACCCCUCCACCAUCAACUCGGUUCCCAUCUACACCAACAAAGUGAAUAAAUGUCUACAGCUGAAGCCGACCUCUGCGGUGCUAACGCACAGCAGCUCAUGCGACCCGGCAGAGGCUACACCGUACAGCAACUCGGCACCCGAAGGUCACAACUUCUGCCUCACCGAUUCUGAGGAAGAGGAGGAGCGCAAACUCCCCAACCACUCUAAGAUCAGCGAGAGUGUGGCCCUCCUCUCCCCCUCCCCUCCCCGGACCCCGAAUGUUCCCCGGGUCCAGGUGUCUACCUCGGUCUGGAGGGCCAUGGAUGAGGUGAACAGCAGGCUGGGCUCUGUCUCCUCCCUGCUUACUCUCUCUCCGGAGGGGAAGGGGGGGAUGAGAACCAGAGGACAAGCCCUCCAACGUGCCGUCCCCGGCCCCUCGCUGACUGACGCCCAACACUACGAUGAUGACAUCAUCGAGACCUCUGUGCUCCUGAGCCCAUCCCUGGAGCCCGAAGACCCUCUGGUGGGCCGCGAGAUCCAGCUCAAGUUCCGCUGUCGGACAGAGAUCCAUCGGAUCUCUGUGGUGUCGUCCAGACCGCUGGGGGAGGCGGUGGAGGUGCUGGCAGUCAAGCUCAAGGUCCCGCCCUCCCGCAUCCUGCUGCUCAGGAAGGAGAUGGAGCUGCCUAUUCACUCCUCAGCCAAUCAGCUCGGCCUGAGCAUCGCUGACAUCAUCGAUUGUGUUGUCAUGGCAGAAGAUACUAAACAGGAGACGCAGAGCAAUGACAUCAUCACUGUGCGCAUACAAGGAAUAGACAGAGGCUCAACUCGGGAGUAUUCCCUACACAAAGAGGCAACCCUGGGCUCCAUCCUCUCUCAGUACACAGCCAGCCGGUCAUCCGGGGGUCAGGCUAAAAUGAACUUCCAGUUCGAUGGCUCAAAGAUCACAGCAAGUCAGACGCCCACCCAGCUGGACAUGGAAGACGGCGAUGUCAUCGAGGUGUGGAGCUGAGUCACGUGACCUUGGACCUGUCAACUUUGGCACCUGCAUUUGUUUACACAACCUGUGUGUGUGUGUGUGUGUGUGUGUGCGUUACAUACUCUCUUUUUUGCGUGUCAAUAUUGUAUUAUCAUUGCCAUGCUGCGUUGUGAUCGGUUAUUCUAGGUACUUGUUACUCAGGUGUAUGUAAAUUCCCAGAUCAUCCUCAUGCAGAGGUACAACCGAUUAAAUGGUUGGAUACAAAUAUUGUUUCUUUUUUUUGUUAUCAUUCAUCAUUCAUAUCAUUCACUUUUUUGUAUGCACGGGUUUACUCUAACCCUUUGCCGCAACCCAAUCUAAUAUAAUAAAUAAAAGCUUGGUGAAGUUCAAGGUUGGGUUGAUAGUAAAUGUAUAACAUAGUCUUUGAAAAUAUAUUUAAAAAAAUUGAUAGAAAAACAAAUUAUUUAAUGCAGGAAUAAUUUCCCUUCAUAAAUAAUAAUUAAAAGAUAAAUGUGCUGUCAUUUUAUGGUUCUGUAUAUUUCUUAAUUUAAAUAAACCUAUUU